GGGAGGCACAGAGAAAGGAGGAAAGGGCGGGGUUAGCUCCAUUUUCUCUGCCUGUCCCGAAAAAGAUUGCACCAAAUCACAGGAGUCAGGUUUACCUGGAGCUCGACGGUGCACCUGUCGCGAAAAAACAGUAGCUCACCUGCGCUUUACCUCGGAUUUACCUCGCUGUUCAAAAUGCCUCAAUAGGCCCCGCUGAAACCUUACAGUCGUUUCUACAUAUAAACUAAGCAAAUAAUCAUGAAGAGGGGAACGCUGAAUUUUCUGGGUCGAAAGAACCAGUCUCUUUUCGACACCAAUAUCAAAAUCAAGGACAUGGACAAUGUGGAGUUGGUGCUGGAUUCACCAGCAAUCCCUGAGUCAGGGACUGCCAGUGUGCGGGCCAGACCCACCGUCAAGCAUCACGCUUCAUCUGAUAGUUUUCAAGGGUUUGCUGUCCCAACACCCAAAGUCCCCCUCCUCCCCCCUGUCAACGGUCCAAAGGCCAAUGGCUCAGUCAGUGGAGAUAGGUUGGCCAACGGAUCAGUUCUAUCUGUCCCUGACCUUGUGGAAGGGGAAAUAUUUGUUCCUCCUCCUCCCUCCAUGGCACCUCCGCCCCCUCCCUCUGUGGCACCUCCACCCAUUCCGGGGAUUUUUAUCCCUCCUCCAGACUUCAUGGGUGACCUAAAUAGUCUUGAUCUGGCAACCCUUCAGCAUCCUUCCAUGCCAGCUCCAAAACCCACUUCACUGGCACCAUCCAUGGAGGAGGAGGAUCUAGCCUUCCUAAAACCACCACCAAUGGCUCCACCAAAGCCUCCAUCAACUUGCUCUACCAGCUCUGCAUCAUCCAUACCCAUUUCCAGUCCACCACCAGCCAAUGUUCCUGAGCGUCCAAAAUUUGCCCCUCCGCAGCCCCCCACUGAAAAGCAACACAAGACUUCUAAGACACCACCUCCAAAGCCAAUCAGACUGUCCUCUAUGUCCAGCCUUGACUCCCCACCACAGACUCCUGCCCCACCUCCCCCUGUGCAGACACCCACACUCUCCACCUUUAAUCCCCAAAGCACAGCAAAGCUUUACAAUGUUCCUAAAGCCACAGUUCUCAGCGGGUAUGAGAAUCGUGACACAAGACCCAAGCAGAUGUUAGUCCUGGAAGAUUCUGGGUCUGUGAACUCUGCCCCGGUGCUUGUCCAGAUGGAUGGGAAAGCUCCGAAAGUGGCUACACCUUCUAAACCUGUUUCCAAAGAUGAACAGGAGCUGAAAGAGAGCUUACAAAUUAACCAGCCCUCUCAACCGCCCCCAUCUCAGCCAAACAAGGAGGUUAAAACAGGGAAAGUUCCAGUACAACCAGAAAUAACCAAACCGCCCCAGACACCACCUCUUAAGUCUCUACAGCUUCCGAAAGUAAACGGUUCUCAAGUGAAUCCCGAACCCAGCAAGGACAAACUUGAAGGAUCUCCAAGUCAAAGUCAUAAAUUCAGUCCAUUAUUAGAUCGUAAACUACGCAGCCUGAAGAAUAAUGAAAGCAGUGGACAUGCAGCUUCUCCACUGGCUCUUUUAAUGGCGGCUAAGGAAAGAGAGAAACACAGAUCGACUCACCCACUGUCGCGGGAAAACAGUGACAAGAGGAACGAUAAGAAAAGCGAGCAGCCGAGCGCAAGCAUUCACCCAAGUGACUCCAGUCCCAAUUCCUUUGUUGUCAUCCCAAGGUCAAAUUCAUCCUCUUCUCUUACAUCUCAAGAGAGAAUACAGGAGAGUCUGAAUUCUGUCAGUCCUGUGGAACAUAGGCAAACAAUUCAGACUCCAGAAAAAUCCAGCAGUCCUGUGCUGGUCAGGGAUCCGCUGCCAUCUACCAGUCCAGCUCUCAGUAGGUUCACAGCAGCUGCAUCCUCAAGUGCGACCAAUCUGGUUGAGCAGAAACAAAAUGCAGAGCCCCCAAAGACUCAAUCUGCACAGCCUGAGGAUAAUAAAGAGGACAUAAGUAUGCCAUUACUCCCUCCUCCUCCAGAGUUUGAUGAUUUAGAUGAGUUUAUGGAGCCCCCUCCUUCCAUUUGUCCACCUGAUCCUCCUGUGAAAAAGGCACCAACACCAACACCAACACCAAUACCAACACCAGCACCAACACCAACACCAACCAACCCCAACCCCAACCCCAACCCAACUCCAACCCCAACUGUUAUCCCUCCUCUUCCUCCCCCAGUUCUAUCCCCUCUUCCAAAACCAAAACCCCCAGCAGCUCCAAAACUCCCGCCACCGAACACUGAUGUUAAACCAAAGCCUCAGGUCCAGUCAAAGUCCCAAGUGGCCCCCGCUCAGCUACCGUCCAAUCUUUCGCCAAGUCAGGCCACACUCCUGAGCAUCUUACAAAAGAAAAUGUUGGAAAUGGACCACAAAAUGGCCCCUGUGAAGGAGGCAGAGUCCAGCUCUGAUGACUGGGGGACUCCCUUGUCUGAUGAGGACAAUAAGGUCCCUGUUGUCCCCAGAGUCACACCACAGAGCAAGACUUACCCUGUGGUCAACAAAACGGCAACCCUGGACAUGCGGGAAUUGGAGGGUAAAGUGACCAAAAAAUAUCAAGAGACGUCGUCAAUGAAAGUUCCCACAAGUAAUGGACCGUCAAAACAUCAGUAUGGUAUGACCUUUACUGUUCGGCCAGGAACCAAACAGCCUAUUACCCCUGUUACUAAAGGGGAAUCUUAAAACUCUAUGGAAAUUGGACACAUCUAUACAGCACACAUGAUUGUAUAAUGUGAUUUUGAAUUAGCAGGAAUUUGUACAAUGGGGAAAAAGCACUUUGAACAAAUGAGUUACAUUAAUGUGGUGUAUAUAUAUGUAUAUAUAUAUAUAUAUAUAUAUAUAUAUAUAUAUAUAUACUCAUAUAUAUAUAUAUGUGUGUGUGUGUGUGUGUGUGUGUGUGUGUGUGUGUACAUUUAGGCUCAAGCCCCCUGUAACCUUUCACGGAUAAGCAGUGUAGAUAAUGGAUGGAUGGAUAGAUGGAUAUAUGUACAUUGUCCAAACGGUCCAAAAAGUCAGAGACCAUGUAAAGGUUUUUCUUUUUAUUGGCUGCUGCUGUUGAGCGUAGAAUUGCAUAUGUUUCCUUUUUACCAGCUUUUAAUCUGUCUCUGUGGCAUAUUACAUGGGUAAUAUUCAUAGCAUAAGCAAAAUCUAUUAAUAAAAUGCUUUAUGCUUACAUUAUUGGUAGCUGUAAAGUGUAAGUCGAGUGAAAAUGAAUCUACAUUAAACAGUAAUUUGUAGAACAUGAAUCUUUCAAAGAUUUAUGUGUAAUCUUGAUUGUAAAAUACAAUAGUAAUGUACAAUGUAA
Lates calcarifer (barramundi perch) is the source of this 3298-nucleotide messenger RNA. RefSeq lists its product as uncharacterized. NCBI's taxonomy places the organism in Eukaryota, Metazoa, Chordata, Actinopteri, Centropomidae. The record is from RefSeq and is a predicted model, not a curated record.